AUGGCAGCCAAGAGUAUCAUUUGUAGUGGGGUAAGACAGAGGAUUGGAAAUGGGGAAUCUACACUCAUAUGGACCCAUCCUUGGUUACAGGACGACCAAGACCCCAUGAUACAAACAGAGAUGCCAGUACAGUUACAGGAUGCUAAGGUGGUGGGAUUGAUUGAUCAACAAACACGGACUUGGGAUCUUUCAAUUUUAACUGAUCUUUUUCAUCCUAGUGAUGUGGCAAAUAUUCUUAAAAUACCAGUUUCUCCGGAUUAUGAUGAUACUUGGUAUUGGCCUGGGGACCCGAGAGGAGUUUAUUCUGUAAAGGGCGGAUACAGAUUAAUAGUUGGUAAUUAUGGGAAUGAGAAUGGGACCUUUACAAAGUGGUUAACCUUGUGGAAACUCAAAAUACCCCCAAAAUGGAGAAUGUUCCUAUGGAGAGCCAUUUGUGAUAUACUGCCUACCACUUCUAAUUUGCUUAUAAAGAGGGUAGAAGUAAACCCAUAUUGUGCCAUGUGUGGAUCAUCUCAAGAGGACACUAUGCAUGCUUUAGUGUUAUGUGAAUUUGCAAAGAACAUUUGGGACCGAUCCAACCUUCCAAUCCCCAAUAUUAUAACGAAUAUUUUUCAUAUUUGGUUUGGUGAGCUCUUAAAUGUUUUAGAUUUUGAUGGGAUGUUAUAUGCAGCAUCAAUCCUCUACAAUAUUUGGAGAGCACGGAACGGGGCGGUUUGGAAUGCUCUAUUACCACGGCCACAAUCUUUGUUGGCAGCAGCGAAUUCGGCAUUGCAUGCAUGGAGAAGGGCAAACCCGCCAGCAGUCCAAAACCACGUACCACUGCCUGCAACGCAAUCUCAACAUCUUGGCUCUCAUGCGCCACUCAGACCUCACGGUAUUGUACAGGAAGAGCCACCUCGGAGGCUAUGUCGCAUCGACGCGGGGUUUAUACACAAUACGGGCAAGGCUACGGUUGGGGCAAUCCUCGUAGACAUGAAUGGAGGGUAUGUCGCGGCCUUCAGUGCACCCCUCCCGGAUUGUUUCUCACCACUUAUGGCCGAGGCAUUGGCAUGCAAGGAGGCUUUGUCAUGGUUAAAGGAUCGAGGGGAACAGAACAUCGAAAUAUAUACAGAUUGUUUAAUGCUACAGCACUAG
This is a messenger RNA of Ipomoea nil (Japanese morning glory), 1134 nucleotides long. RefSeq lists its product as uncharacterized. The transcript has 2 exons. Gene Ontology annotation, molecular function: nucleic acid binding; RNA-DNA hybrid ribonuclease activity. The coding region runs from base 1 to 1134 and encodes 377 amino acids. The record is from RefSeq and is a predicted model, not a curated record. Lineage: Eukaryota; Viridiplantae; Streptophyta; Magnoliopsida; Solanales; Convolvulaceae.